This is a messenger RNA of Oncorhynchus gorbuscha (pink salmon), 609 nucleotides long. RefSeq names its product extensin-like. Lineage: Eukaryota; Metazoa; Chordata; Actinopteri; Salmoniformes; Salmonidae. The coding region runs from base 1 to 609 and encodes 202 amino acids. The record is from RefSeq and is a predicted model, not a curated record. The transcript has 2 exons.
AUGACUCCCCUCUCAACUCUCCACUACACCCCCCUCCACUACACCCCCUCGACUACACCCCCCUCGACUACACCCCCUCGACUACACCCCCUCGACUACACCCCCCUCGACUACACCCCCUCGCCUCACACCCCCUCGCCUCACACCCCCUCGCCUCACACCCCCUCGCCUCACACCCCCUCGCCUCACACCCCCUCGCCUCACACCCCCUCGCCUCACACCCCCUCGCCUCACACCCCCUCGCCUCACACCCCCUCGCCUCACACCCCCCUCGCCUCACACCCCCUCGACCACACCCCCUCGACCACACCCCCUCGACCACACCCCCUCGACCACACCCCCUCGACCACACCCCCUCGACCACACCCCCUCGACCACACCCCCCUCGACCACACCCCCUCGACCACACCCCCUCGACCACACCCCCUCGACCACACCCCCUCCACUACACCUCUAAACCCCUUCUCUGACCCCCGCUCUAACCACUUAUCUGUCCCCUUCUCUGACCCCUUCUCUGAUCGAUGCUGUCAUACCCCUUCUCUGACCCCUGCUCUAAACCCCUUCUAUGACCCCUUCUCUGACCCCUUCUCUGACCCCUUCCCUGAUUGA